AUGACUAUCGCUGAUCCAGUGACAAUGUUACUAUCCAUCAUUCUCUGUGUAUUGCUGGCCAUUGCCUUUUAUGGAUGGAGAAGAAAGACCCCCAACUUUCCUCCUGGACCCACACCCUUACCUCUCAUUGGAAAUAUGCACAUCCUGGACUCGAAGCAGCCGUAUACAUCAUUGAAUGAGCUCUCGAAGAAGUAUGGUCCAAUAUACAGCAUCAAGAUAGGAGAGGAAACAAUGGUGGUCCUGUGUGGAUAUGAGACCAUAAAAGAUGCUUUGGUAAACCAUGCUGAUGAGUUUUCUGGAAGGCCGAUAAUACCACUCUUGCAAGAAAUCACUAAAGGACACGGAAUGACUUUUUCAAACGGUGAAAACUGGAAGGUGAUGAGAAGAUUUACCAUGUCCACUCUGCGAGAUUUCGGGAUGGGGAAGAAAACAAUUGAAGACAGGAUUCUGGAAGAAUGUGACUGUUUGGUGAAAGAGAUCAAAUCAUUUAAAGGAGAACCAUUUAAUAACACCAUGAUUAUAAAUGCAGCCGUAGCCAACAUAAUUGUUUCCAUAUUGCUGAGCCAUCGAUUCGAUUAUGACGAUUCCACGUAUUUGAGGCUUUUGGAAAUAUUUAAUGAAAAUAUCCGAAUCCUCGGCACUCCAUCAGUUAUGUUGUAUAAUGCGUUUCCAUCAAUACUACGUUGGUUGCCUGGAACUCACAGAACAGUCGUGCAAAACCAAAUAGAAAUGCAUGCAUUUAUUAGGGAGACCUUUACCACCCAAAGGAAACAACUGGAUGUCAAUGACCAGAGGAACCUUGUGGAUGCAUUCUUGGUGAAACAGCAAGAGGAGAAGCCCGAUCAUCAAUUAUUUUUUACCAAUGAAAACCUGACAAUGCUCGUGACCGAUCUCUUUUCUGCUGGGAUGGAGACCACAUCGACCACCCUUCGCUGGGGAAUUCUACUGAUGAUAACUCACCCAGAGAUCCAAAGGAAAGUCCAAAAUGAGAUUGAAAAAGUGAUUGGAUCGUCUCCGCCGCAGGCAGGUCACCGGAAGGACAUGCCGUACACAGAAGCUGUUAUUCACGAGAUUCAGAGAUUUGGAAAUAUUGUUCCGACCAACCUCUCACAUUCUACUACUCAAGACGUCAACUUCCGUGGUUACUUUCUUCCAAAGGGUACCCAUGUAAUUCCAUUGCUGACUUCUGUGCUGUUCGAUGAGGCCCACUUCAAAAAACCAGAGGAGUUUUAUCCUGAACAUUUCAUGGAUGCUGGAGGAAAUUUUGUGAAGAAAGAAGCCUUCAUCCCAUUUUCAGCUGGUAAAAGAAGCUGCGUUGGUGAGACAUUGGCCAGGAUGGAACUAUUUUUGUUCUUUGUAAGUCUUCUACAGAACUUCACCUUCCAGGCUCCUCCCGGGACUAAGUUGGACCUUACACCAGCAGUUGGAUUCACAAGGGGUCCUAUGAGUCAUAAAAUCUGUGCUGUGUCCCGUGUGUAA
This is a messenger RNA of Nanorana parkeri, 1479 nucleotides long. Its product is annotated as cytochrome P450 2C5-like. Bases 1 to 1479 code for a protein of 492 amino acids. The transcript has 9 exons. Gene Ontology annotation, cellular component: intracellular membrane-bounded organelle; cytoplasm. The record is from RefSeq and is a predicted model, not a curated record. Gene Ontology annotation, biological process: xenobiotic metabolic process. Lineage: Eukaryota; Metazoa; Chordata; Amphibia; Anura; Dicroglossidae. Gene Ontology annotation, molecular function: iron ion binding; heme binding; oxidoreductase activity, acting on paired donors, with incorporation or reduction of molecular oxygen, reduced flavin or flavoprotein as one donor, and incorporation of one atom of oxygen.